CAGAAUAUAAUAUAUCGAUUCCGCAUAGACACAGAGAGAGACGUUCGAUCGAGUGAGCCGUCAUUUUCCUCUUUUGUCUGAAGGAGAGUUUUGGAAAUUUCAAUAGUAGUUGAAAAAGACGAAAAAGAAAGUACUGGAUUAGAUAGAGAAAUAGAGAAAUAGCAAAUGAGGAUACGAUACGAUACGAGCUCUGUUUUUGAACAUUUACGAUAAUGCAUGCCUCUUUGUAUAUUCACUCCAAAUCCAAUACCUCCUUCUUUGUGUUCUUUUGAGAGCCUUCGAGACCAGACCAGAGUUCACCCAAAACCAUUGCUCUAUCAGCUUUGUAUGUUUACAUUUGUGUACUUCCCUCUGCUUGUUGGAGAAGACUGUGGCUAAACCUAAGCAUCCUCAAGAAUGCUGAUGCUAUGAGGGUUCUUAGUCAUGGUAACUGACUGUAGUCACUAGCUGAAGCUAAUUUCAAGUUUCGGUAGCCUUGUUUAUAAUUUAAACUUAUUCAAUGCAUUAAGUUCAUUGUCUGCUAGCAAAGUUCUUAUUAUGGCAUAUAUGCAAAUGUGCUGUUUCUGUAUUGCUUUUAUAGAAUCCUUAUGAACUUCUGGCAUUGGCAUUUUCCCCCAUUGAAAUUGAGUUUAAUAAGGAGGGGAAACUCUGCAACUUUAUGAUGGAACAGUUAAAAAAUCAUGACCAUGAUCAGUACAAUUCCAUGGAACCUGGAAAUGAGGAUCUCGAACCUACAUCUCAGGGGUGCAUGUUUGACCAUGCUAGCUGCGUAAACUCCAAUAUGAGACAUCCCGAGAUCAAAUUUUCAGAAGCUAAACCUGUAGUACUUAAUUACUCAAUACAGACAGGUGAGGAGUUUUCUCUGGAAUUUAUGCGUGAUCGGGUGUGUCCUAAGAAGCCAUUUAUUCCUAACACCGCUGGUGAUCCCAACUACUCAACUGGUUACUCGGAACUGAAAGGCAUUUUAGGCAUCACUCAUACUGGGUCUGAAAGUGGGUCAGAUAUUUCAAUGCUUGCUGCAGUAGAAAAAGUUCCAAAAGAGUUUGAACGGAAGAACACUUCUUUAUAUGAUGACAAAAGUAACUAUGGAUCCAUGCAGUCGGUACCACGAACUUCAUGGGACUACAACAGUUAUCGAGGAACUGUGCAAGAAUAUGCCUCUUCUGGAGCAUCUGAAAACUCAUCAACAAAAAUUAAGAUUUUAUGCAGCUUUGGGGGUAGAAUCUUACCUCGGCCAAGUGAUGGAAAGCUCAGGUAUGUAGGAGGUGAAACCCGAAUUAUCAGUAUAAGAAAGGACAUCACUUGGCAGGAGUUGUGGCAGAAAGCAAUAGCAGUUUAUAAUCAAACUCGUACAAUUAAAUAUCAGCUUCCCGAGGAGGAUCUUGAUGCCUUAGUUUCUGUGUCUUGUGAUGAGGAUCUGCGGAAUAUGAUGGAGGAAUGCAAUGUACAACAAGAUGGAGAAGGUCCAAAAAGACUGAGAAUGUUUCUGUUCUCCUUGAGUGAUUUAGAAGAUGCUCAUUUUGAUCUGGGAAACAGUGAUGGUGAUUCUGAGAUUCAGUAUGUAGUUGCUGUCAAUGGCAUAGAUGUGGGAUCAAGCAAGAACUCUAUUCUGCAUGGUCUGGCGAGCUCUUCAGGAAAUAACUUAGAUGAACUAGAUGGAGAGAAUUUUGAGAGGGACACAGGUGGGGCUGCAACUGAUUUUGCUGAGGUUAACACUUCAACAUUCACCAGUUAUAUGGUCUCACCAUCAGUUACUCAAUCCUCUCAACCGAUUCUACCAAAUUUCUCCAGUACUUACGGAACAUAUUCACAGUUUUAUAAUGGCCAGAUGGUGCAUCAGGGAGAAGCUAAGCAGUACGCAUUGCCUUAUGGUUACGACUCUCAUCCUCCUAAUUACUCACCUUUUGGAGAAAUUUCUCAUCCACCGCCUCUUCAUGGGCUUACAACUCAGCAAAGAUGUUUGACUGAAGGGCAGCCAUUCAGUGCCUUAUGCAUACAGGAUCCACAAAUGCAAGCAAAGGAAUUGAAACUGGAAAGUGAUGGUUCAGUUCAGCAAGAGGGUGGAGAUGAAAAAAUUCAACCUUCAUCAAAGGACUACUGUGUUUCCUCACAGCCAUUUGAUUGUAAUGUUAAGGAUUAUUUUCCAGUUGAAGAAGCAUCUGCUGUCAUCUCCACACUGCAGGGAGAAAUGAACCCUUCGAAGAGUGAGGGAAGGCUGGAACCUGUACAGGUGUCUUCACUCCUUUGUUCCAUUAAUCCAUCACAUGUUCCUAACACUGAUGACAAUGUCUGCUACACAUCUACUGUUGCUUUCACUCCUGGAUAUGGUAACUCUGAGACCGAUCCAAUUGAUUUGAGCUACCUUGAGCCUCCUGUGCCUCCUCAAAGGAUUUUUUAUUCUGAGCGAAUUCCGCGAGAACAGGCAGAGUUGUUGAACAGGUUUUCAAAGUCAGAUGAUUCACUUGAUUCUCAUUUUCUUAUAAACCAUUCACCUGCUGGUGUAGCGCCACCGGAUUUUAUCACAGAAUCUGUCUCUCUACAGACUGAGCAGCCUAUCUCAACUGCAAAGCAAUUGUAUAAGGAUCCUCACACCACUGCAGAUGGGGCUGCCCAACUUCCAAACUUGAAGCAGGGAUUAUCAAAUCCUGUAGAUAAUAAAUAUGUUACCAAUGAUGAUAGCAUUCUGAAGGAUGAGAAUGAAGCCAACUGCACCAAAUAUGAGGAUAAGAACCUCCUGGUUGGUGAAAAAUCAGAAGUUGGAUCAGAAUUUCUGGCUGCAAGCGAAGUGGCUUCUGUAAAGCAUCGUGAGAAUCCUACAUAUGGUCUUCCAGAGCCUCAGUGGAGUGACAGGGCUGACAGCAAUUUCACUACUAAUAAUACUCAGGGGCAGGAUCAACCUUCUGCUUGGAUGGAGAGCUCUAGGGAACCAUCUGUCGGGGUUUCCAAACCAGAGCAGGGAGACAUCCUGAUUGAUAUUAAUGACCGAUUCCCUCGUGAUUUCCUUUCGGAUAUAUUCUCUAAGGCAAUAUUGUCUGAGGUUUCAUCCGGUUUUAGUCCGCUACAGAAAGACGGAGCUGGUUUGAGCUUCAACAUAGAAAAUCAGGAUCCUAAACACUGGUCAUUUUUCCAGAAAUUGGCAGGAGAUGAGUUUGCUCGAAAGGGUGUUUCUCUUAUUGACCAGGACCAUUUUGGUUUUUCAUCUGCACUUCCAAAAGUUGAAGAAGAAGCUCCUAUAAGUUAUAAAUUUACACCAUUAAUGGAUGAAAUUUCUCUAAGCUGUGUGGAUUCCCAGAUGAAUUAUGGUGAUGAUCAUCAGAAAGAAAUGCUUGGUAUGGUUGGAGCUGACACUGCAGGUUUGCAUUCAGAUUAUAAUCCUUCUCAGGUGGAGGGCAGUGAUGGCAUGCGGUCUGAUAUUUUUGUGGAAGACCAAAGAGCACCAGACUCAGAGUAUGAGGAUGGAACCAGGAAUAUUGGCCUACCUCCUCUGGAUCCGUCUUUAGGAGAUUUUGAUAUCAGUAGCUUGCAGAUCAUACAUAACGAAGAUCUUGAAGAACUGAGGGAACUUGGUUCUGGCACAUUUGGGACUGUCUAUCACGGAAAAUGGAGAGGAACAGAUGUUGCAAUUAAGAGAAUCAAGAAGAGCUGCUUCACUGGUCGAUUGUCAGAGCAAGAGAGAUUGACCAUAGAGUUCUGGACAGAAGCUGAAAUUCUGUCCAAGCUUCACCACCCAAACGUCGUGGCAUUUUAUGGUGUAGUGCAAGAUGGACCCGGGGGCACACUAGCUACUGUGACAGAGUAUAUGGUUGAUGGUUCUCUAAGGCAUGCUUUACUUCGCAAGGAGAGACAUCUCGAUCGUCGCAAGCGACUCAUUAUCGCCAUGGAUGCAGCUUUUGGAAUGGAGUAUUUACAUUCAAAGAAUAUUGUACAUUUUGAUCUGAAAUGUGACAACUUGCUGGUGAACUUGAAAGAUCCUUCACGACCUAUUUGCAAGGUAGGUGAUUUUGGCCUGUCAAAAAUUAAGCGAAACACUUUGGUUUCUGGUGGAGUUAGGGGAACCCUACCAUGGAUGGCUCCAGAGCUGCUGAAUGGCAGCAGCAACAAAGUUUCUGAAAAGGUUGAUGUGUUCUCCUUUGGUAUUGUCCUAUGGGAGAUUCUCACUGGUGAGGAGCCUUAUGCGAACAUGCACUAUGGUGCAAUUAUAGGAGGCAUUGUGAACAACACACUGAGGCCUUCCAUUCCAAGCUUCUGUGAUCCGGAAUGGAAAAGGCUAAUGGAGGAGUGCUGGGCCCCUAAUCCUGUGGUGAGGCCACCCUUCACAGAAAUUGCCAGUCGCUUACGGGUGAUGUCCCAGACCAAAGUGCAGGCUAAUAAGACAUCGAAGUAAUGGUUGGAUGAUUCCACUUUGCUGUUUUCUCCAUACAACAUGAUCUGUUUAUUCAUUCAAUUGUACACUCAAAAGAUAGUGUUUGGAUCCCAGAAAUGUUCUUGAGAUGCACUGGCCCGAGUGCAAUAAUUUUCAGAUGGCUUCUUUUUCCCAUGAAGAAACAAGGAAUUCUAUAUUCCAAAAAUUGUAUGUUACAACGAAACCAUCAAUAUUUAAAAGAGUUGUCUUUUAUUGUUUUGUUUUAGUUACAGUUGUUUUUGAAGAUAGCCUAGUAGUUUUUCAUAGAAAUUGUCUCCACAUAAAAGUUGGCAUUUUGCGACUAGUAGUUUGUUUGGCAAGAUUGAGUAUCUAACCAGAUUUGGUAGUUUUGAGAUUUUA
Camellia sinensis is the source of this 4762-nucleotide messenger RNA. The record is from RefSeq and is a predicted model, not a curated record. Lineage: Eukaryota; Viridiplantae; Streptophyta; Magnoliopsida; Ericales; Theaceae.